AUGCAAUCAAAUUUGGUGACCCGACUUGCAUCAAUUCCAGUGGUACAUCAAGUCGCAGCAAAGUUACAAGAAUUUGCCAUUGGACGCUAUGUCCUCGUAUGGUUGGCGUUGGUGUGGGACAAGUGGGCGCCCACAUGGAUCGAUGAUCUUGGAUGCCGCUCCAUAGACAUGAUUGCACCCAUUGCUUAUCAUGUAUGGGAGACCAUGAUGCUGAUACGUGAUAUCAUUGUGAUGAUCGCUCAAGAGCUAUUGUAUAAAGGCCGAAUGCAAUAUGAGGGAUUACAAGCAGCGUAUUGCCAUCAAUUGUUACGUGCCAGCACCAUCAUUCUGCACACACGAGUUAUGCAGCAUAUUGUUGUUCCCGUGAUCGGGAUCAUCACCGACAGCACAUUACCCGCACUACACAAUAUAGCAAACGCAUUACGAGAACAACUAGUUUAUUAUCUCGUUCUUUCUAAAGUUACUCUUCAAGGUCAUUUAGGCUUUGUAGGCAUAUGUGCACCAUGA
Molecule: messenger RNA, 507 nt
Organism: Lichtheimia ornata
Lineage: Eukaryota; Fungi; Mucoromycota; Mucoromycetes; Mucorales; Lichtheimiaceae
Exons: 1
Coding region: 1-507 (168 amino acids)
Source: RefSeq, a predicted model, not a curated record